Molecule: messenger RNA, 4249 nt
Organism: Amoebophrya sp. A25
Lineage: Eukaryota; Dinophyceae; Syndiniales; Amoebophryaceae
Source: the annotation of a GenBank genome assembly
AGAUUACCACUACCCUCCCGCAUAUUGCGAGCUACUCCAUUCUUCUUCUUCAUGUGCCGUGGAGUGUAGAGGUAGAUCUUUCGAAACACGUGCAUGAGCAAGUAAAUGUAGAGUCAGUGAGCAUUGCAGAUUCUACAUUUACAGACAUAUAGAUGUAGUACUAGAAGCGGUUGUAGCUCUUCGUCAGACACGAGUCGUGGAGAGCACACCUUUCGCGAGCCCUGCGACUCCAGGGAUCGGAGGGAGAGGGAUAUGAGGACAAUGCCUUCCUCACUCUUGUUUACGGAAAUUCUCCUAGACAUAAGUACUCCUUGUUCUUUCACUCCAAAUCUGAAAUUUCUCUCAUCGAUCCUUGCCUGUAGUUUGUUCGUAGCAUGCGCGUUUUCAAUGAUGUUCUCGGACGAGUUCUCCUUCUCCUGUUAUAUUAAAGAUUAAGAUUUAAUAUUACCGAAGAUCUAGUUGUUCCUCUUCACAACUUCUAAUAACCCGUUGCCUCGACAAGUAGCGGACGCGCCUCUCGGAGGACUCUACAUCUUUUGUAUUCGUGCAGAUGCAGCAGACAACGAGACCAGUGCUAGCCCUCUUGUGCCAGUGGGAAAGCAGCGGACUCAGCAUAUUAUGCAUAGUUCGUGUUAGUGGUCAUGUGUGUACAAAGAGAUCUUUGAUUACAGAGGCCCUCAGAUGAAUUUGAAUAACGUGGACGUUAUAGGAGAAUAUGGGAUAGCGAUAGUGAAGAAGUAUUCAUCUGUGUACAAAGAGCUUGAUCGUAGCGGACGGUUAAGGGGGGUCUGUUCUCCUGACCUCAUAUUGCUCAGACUACGAAAGACAUUUUCUCUAAUCGUUGCAGUCCAUUUCCUUUACUCAUUGUUGGAUUUUGCAGUCUACUGUGUACGUCUUACGUGAAUUUCAGAUCUGGUGGAGCGUUUCGGCAGGUCAUCGAUUACACCUCAAGAGCAGGGGCUUUGACUCUUAUGGCAUUAUUCGUUGUAAUUACCUCUUUCAUUCAGGGCAACGUCAAGUAGAAGAAGGAUGAGAAUAAGUCCUCUCGCUCUAGCUAUGCGAAAACAUCUAAGUCGAAAAAUGAUAAUGAUCUCGAUGGAUGGAAUUUGUCACUGUGUCCUCAUCGAGUAGAAGAAGGAUGAGAAUCAUUCAAACCAAAUGAAUCUCAAGUAAGGGAAGUAUCUAUGAGAAUACUACCCUACAAGCUACAAAUCUUCUAACGACGCAGCGACGUCAACAACAGCGGGUGCUCUUCAGCCUGUCUUCUCCGCAAGUGGCGCUACUGGAUGGGCACUAUUCUUCACACUCGGGUCAGCUUGUUCGUAUCUACGAACCUAUUGUCUCGAAGAAGUACGUCUUUGUUUCGAAACCAGACUUCGUGCUGCGGUUUUCGCAGAUCUAAUGCAGAGACCUAGCUAUGAGAGGACGAAAGCGCAAACACAACGUGCUCAAGGACAACAUUCUUCGGACAAAGAGAAGAGUAUGAAGAUGGUCGAUCAUGUAGGAGGAGAUACAGAAGCACCUGCAAAAGAAUCAUCUGCCACUUCCUCUUCGCCUCCUGAUGAAAUAUAUCAACAAAGUCCAACACCAACGUCAACUUGUUCUUCCGAGGAAGCGACCAAGCAAAGCGCGGUCUAUGAAAUGAGUCUACUGAACCAAGAUGUGGAUGUGCUGGCCGACUUUUACACCUUGAAAACGGGAAAUAUAUUGCGGUACUCAUCAUCCCUCUUCGGUGGAAGCUGUGCCGCCUUCUACAGCUGUGCUAUACUUGCGGCUUGGGGGUAUACGACCUAUGACUAUAUUAUCUAUCUAAUGGCUGAUGAGUUGAGAAAGUGGCUCGAUUAUACUAAGGAGCUAAAUAAACUAAAAGCACACUGAUGAAUUUUUUAAGUAACCUCCUACCUUCCAUUUAGCAGGAAGUUGGUAACUCCCCCACUGUGUUAGAGGUGUGCUGAAAAUCUUGACUGGCUCCUUCCUUUCUUAUAAGGAUGGGGCUUAGGUCCAGCGAUGCUUAAAGCACGAAAGUAAAGCAGCCGGUUAGUUUUCACCUCUAUCCUUAGGCUUAUCCCUUGAAACAAUUCGCUAUCUGAUGGACAUGGCGGUCGAGUUAUAAAAGUCAGGAAUAUACUUUUUGCUUGUUGUAGUUGGACCCUGCUCGGAGGCGAUCACCACGUCCCCCCGCACGUCCUCCGUGGGGCGCUUUGCCUACGUUCGUCUCGACACCUCGCGUGAAGAUUCAGCAACGGCGCCCUAAACCCUAAACGAAACCUAUCCUAUCCUAUCUCCUUGGUCGGUAAAAACAAGGCAAUACCUAAACCCUAUCCUAUCCUAUCUCCUUGGUCGGUAAAAACAAGGCAAUACCUAAACCCUAUCCUAUCCUAUCUCCUUGGUCGGUAAAAACAAGGCAAUACCUAAACCCUAUCCUAUCCUAUCUCCUUGGUCGGUAAAAACAAGGCAAUAUUUCCUCCACGAAUAUUUCCUCAGGAUUCCGAUCGUUUUCGGCCUGGGCUAUUUUGUUGCUAGGCGUAGUGGAUCUAGAUCCAAAAACAAAAUCCAAAAAAGAGAAGACGAUAACUUGUUGCUAGAGGAGCACGCGUUUGCUCGAAUCCAGGGUGCGGCAGUUAUCCGGUGUUUCGGAAGAGGAGAGUCGGAGACGAAAGAGUUUUCUCGACUCCUCGUAAAACGUUACCAGCAAGAGCGCGCAACGGGGAAGCGAAGAGCUCAAUUGAUGUUAUGUUUGAAGUUUCAUUUUUGAAGUUACAGAUAUAGAACUUUUAGUUUUAGUGUACCUGUAGUUGACCCUUCACCGCUUUCUAAUCCCCGGUGGAGUGGACUUGGUUUUGAAAUCGAGCCUGCUGGCAUUAGCCUCAGGAGGUUCCGUCUUGGUCCGUCGUGCACAGAUAACCGGAGGCCAAUUUGUGCAUUUUCUGUUGAGUGCUACGAUGGCCGGUCUAGGCUUCUACGGCCUUCUUGGAAUAAGCAAAGACUUGGAGUCGGCCAGAGCAGCAGCAAGCAGGCUCGCUUUUUUGCUGACUGAACCACGAGAACGAGAAGUGGAGGAGGAAUCCAUAAAACUACCUGCCGUGGACGAGGAUUUCCACGUAGUCGAUACUGUUGAUGCAACAGGAUGUGUACUAAAAGAAAGCACAACUACUACAGAAAUCUCGACAACCUGUUCCUUGAGUUCAUCGGUCGUAGCAGAGGAGGAGUACAACAGGGGUUCUGCAAGUGCAACAUCCUCAACGUCACCUCCGCAGCAGCUAGGUACAACUACAUCAGACAGGUGGACGAGGCGUCAGCAGUUUCCCAGAGCUUCCCAUCAUCGGAUACUAGUGCCGACUCCUGGGGACCCAAGUAGCUCAAAUACCCUGGUAGAAUUACGUGGAAUAGUGGUUGUGCACACCAAUAGAGCUUCAACCUCGCAGGGGAGCGCAACGGAUGGUAGUCGUAGUUGCACAAUGGAGAAAAGCCCACCAUCUUCGAGUUCUCCAAGACGGUUACGAAGAAAGUCUAAGUCAAAGUCUUAUAUCUUACUUUUUGCCCUUUGAUGUCGAGACAAGUGUCACCAAGCACCUUCGCAUCGUCCUUUUCAGAAGUCGUUUAAGUGAAAGCGUUUUUGAGCCAAAGAAGUUGGAUCGUCUAUUUUGAGACUUACUGAGUCGUUCUCAGCGACUACACGAGGAUGGCUCUUCUACUCUAAUCUAGAGAUGAGCAGGAGAGUCUCUGUACACCAUGCCUCUGCUCUAAUCAACAGAAGAGGUCCUCUGGAGCAAGAAUGCAGGUUGCUGUUUCCGGCGCCAGUGAGCCUGACAAUCAGCAAAGGCGAUAUUAUCGGCGUCUAUGGCCGAUCAGGAUGUGGAAAGAGUACGCUGAUUGAUGUACUCCUAGGUGAACGAGUACCGAACCAGGGACAUGUGUUCUUUCGUUCAACUGCAUCGACAGCAUCUGGAGGGAAUGGAAGUUAAUAUGAGAUACUAUCCUAUAAUCAAUCAAUGGAAGUUAAUAUGAGAUAUCCUAAUCAAUCAUUCAAUCUCUCUUAGAUCAUGCUGCAUCAACAGCAUCAUCUAGAGAGACUCUCUAGAUGCUCAAUGUGUCAUGUCAUGUUCUCAUUUCAAGUACAUACAUCUAGCUUCUCCUCAUUUUUCGUCUAAAAAAUCGAGAAGAAUGGCUUUCCAGAGUUACGAUACGUGCCCCAGCAACCGUCUGCUAUAGGCCGAAGCAUCUUCGAGAACUUGACGUUCGACUAUGA